Messenger RNA from Plutella xylostella (diamondback moth), 2024 nucleotides. Its product is annotated as protein charybde. The record is from RefSeq and is a predicted model, not a curated record. Gene Ontology annotation, biological process: regulation of TOR signaling; negative regulation of signal transduction; apoptotic process. NCBI's taxonomy places the organism in Eukaryota, Metazoa, Arthropoda, Insecta, Lepidoptera, Plutellidae. Gene Ontology annotation, cellular component: cytoplasm.
GCUUCCCUGUUUCGUCAGUCCGUCACAGAAAGCGACAGGGUCGGGUGGGUCGAGCCGUACGCCGAGGGCAAGUGACGAAGCCCUGUGGUUACGAGAUCAAAUCUGAUGCGGUCGAGUUGAGCCCGGAUAGUUUUUCAGUUCCCGUCGAUCUCUUAACACGAUAUACUAGUCGCCGGUAGUGAAGCCGGCUUUACAUCAGUGCGAAUUCGCAGUACAAAAGAGACUUGUGAUAUUUUUCUAGCAUAUAAAGUUCCGGUACGGAACUCUUUAAUUUUUUGGAUUAAAAGUGUACAAUAUAAGUAAAAAUUUGGAAAACAUGGAGAUACUUCCGGUCACCAAUCAGUUUAAUGUCGGAUUCAACAGUGAGAAAGCUUGGAGCGGACCGACGUGGCGGGAGGCGCCGGUGCCGGCGGAGGCGGCGCUGGCGGCGCGGCUGGAGCGCGAGCUGAGGGCGGCCAAGAGCGCCAGCGAGCUCGCGGCGGCCGAGGUGCUGGUGCCCGCGGAGCUGCUGGCGCGCGCGGCCCGGCAGGCGCUGGCGCUGGCCGAGGGCGAGCCGUGCGGCGCGCGCGGGGCCGCCCUCAUCGUGGACGUGGCCGGCCGCCGCCUCGCCGCCUUCAAGCUGGACCCCAACACGCUCACCACGCACGAGAUCCAUCUACAUCUUGAACACGACGCUACCAACUGGACCAGCAUGUUGCCGCAAUUUUUAAAAAACUUAACGCGAGGCGGCACCAUCAUCAUCAGCCCCCAGUUCACGAUAAGCAAGAAAAAGCUGUUCCGCAGCCAGGACGAGUGAGUCCCUGUGAUAGCGCGUGGUGCGAGCGAGCCGACUGACUGCCCUCCUCGAUAUCUACGUAUCGUUAUUUUAACAAAUAUCAAUAUUACUAUAUGUAUAUUAUUAUUAUAUAUUUUUAAUAAGAGAAAAAAAAGCACAGCGUGAUAUGUAUAGAUGUAGAGAAGUGUUGCUCGGGCGACGCCGACGGUGGCGGCGCGGCGCGAUCUCCCCGUCCCUCCCACCGCAGCGCCGCGCCGUCGCCGGGCCGCGUCCGGGCCGCGUCCGGGCCGCGCCGGGCCGCGCGGGUCCGUGCCGGGCCGGCUGCGGGGCCGGCGCGUGCCGUUGAUCUCAAGCUCGCGCGUGUAACUGAUGCCCUGAACGAUCUUAGUGUUAAGCUAUUAUUUUUUUGUUUAGAGUUCGAGUCUAUUCUGAAGUUGUAGAUCGGUUCGUAUUCAAUUUCGUGUAUCGUAUGUAUUUAUUAGAGAUGAUCUCCGAGGAGGUCAGAGAUAUUGUCUACGUUUUUUCGUAAUUGUACUAGUUCGUACAUUUGUUUGUGAUACUACUUUUGUAAUGUAAAAUUUUAAUGAAAGAAAGAUGUUUAUGAAUGAACCGGCAAUGUGCAGAUAGGGUCGGUGGUGCCGGUCGGAGGCAAUAAGUCGCGCCGAGGGGGCGGGCGCGGGGCGGGGGGACGCUCCCCGUUCCCGCUCCGACCCGCUUAUUUAUAUAUUGCAAAGAUCUCAGGUUAUUAUUAUAGUUAUUAGAAGUAUUAAGUUAUUUAAGUUAAAAUAAAAAUGUAAUUGUCUUCAAACUUGUUUUUUAUCGCCGCUCGAAGCUGCGUAUUAUUGUAGUCCAGUGAUGGUCGUACAUGAGAGAACUUUAUAUACUAACGGUUGCGUAUGAUGUAAUGAUGUUGAUGUUACACGACAAUGCAUUUCCUCAUCCAGUGUAAUUACUACAUUAAAUGUAAUUCAAUAGACUAACUUACCGUUUUUAAACAAAAUCUAAAUGUUUGUAGGGUCCAGUGUUUCAAACGCACAAUAUCAUAGUCUAGAGUUCACUUUCAUCAACAUAAACAUUUUAAAAAUGCAACAAAAACAUUUUAAUUCUAAACUUGAAAUGUCGAUAUAAGUAAAACUAACAAUAAUAAUAAAUGUAUCAAUUGUUUAUAAUUGAUAUUUAUUUGAUAGAAAGUAAAGAGGAAAUUGUAGAAAUUAUUGAUGAUGGAAAAAAUACAACUGAAUAAUGAAAA